Molecule: messenger RNA, 602 nt
Organism: Aegilops tauschii subsp. strangulata
Lineage: Eukaryota; Viridiplantae; Streptophyta; Magnoliopsida; Poales; Poaceae
Source: RefSeq, a predicted model, not a curated record
AUGGCGGACGAUGAGUUAACUGAUAUGAUGUAUGACAUGGAGUUUGGAGAACUGAUGAGAGACUGGAUAGAAGAUUGGUCAUAUGAUGAAAAUUCAGAUCGUGGAGAUAGGUCAGAGAAUGGGAACGAAUUGGAAGAUCUUAAUGAAAACAAUGAGCAUGAUGAUGGUGAGGAAAACAACUCGGAGAUCUCGAAUGAAGAUUACAUUAGUCAGCUCAUUUCCGAAUGUCAUAAUGCGUACGACUAUUACGGUGAAUCCGACGCGGAGACUGGCCUUGAUGAAGAAUCAUUAGCUGCACCUGAUUCUGGGGAGUCGCAGUCGUGGGUCAUCAUGAGUGAGGUAUGUAUGUAAUCAAUGUUGUAUGGAAGUAAUGUUAUACCAUAGAAAACUGUUUUCAUGGCUAUGUUAUGAUUGUGUAGGUGACAGAUGAUGAGGGGAAAAAGAAUGUCCAAGAUACUGCCAGUGCAGAUGAUAAGAAGGAUAUGUUCAUGCAGAUAAUACAAAUGACUUUUAUGUCUCAUGAUGCUCCGUAUGAUUUCUACAACAGCUAUGCUAGACAUAAUGGUUUCAGCAUUAGAAAGAAUAAGGUCAGGUAUAGCAAA